CAGCGGCUGUCAGAUUUGUGCUUUGUGCUUUGUGCUUAGAACCAAAAAAAACCCCGACGAACGUAAGCAAGGGAAAAAGAAAAGCAGAUAGCCAGAGCUAGGGGUUUCUCAAUUCCAGGCCUAGCUCUUUCUUUUUCUUUCAAUUAAUUCCUCUUAUUUUCCUCUUGCAAUAGGUAAAUUUUUGUUACAGCUUUUGCUGAGGAGAUUGAAUGGCGGACGGUUACUGGAGUCGGCGACAGGCAACUCCUCCGAUGUUGUCUUCCGGUGGGGUGCUUAAACGACCUCGUCAUGAUUACGAUGCCCCACCUUCUGGGCUGCAUGCAGCUCAUGAGAUGCAUAACUAUUUAGCAAGAGAUGAUGAUCGAGGUGGACAUCUGUCUCUGAAGGACACAAAAACAAUUGGAUCGGCAUAUGAUCGCUAUCUUCAGAGCACGCAACUUUCUUCUUUUACUUCUGGAGAAGCUAGUACAUUUGGUGGGAUGGGAAGGGCUGUUGGUGGCGCAAUGUCUGCUCGUCCUGUUGCCGAUCCUCCUUUGAUGGGUCGUUCUGGAUCUGCUGCUCUAGAUCUGGCACCAAAUGGUCGAAAUGUUGGUUAUAGUGGUCAACUUCUAGUGGAUGGAAUGACUAGGCCAGGCCAGGAUACCAUACCUCUACCUCCAGAUGCUUCCAAUACUCUAUAUGUUGAGGGACUUCCUCCAGACAGCACGAAGAGGGAAGUAGCCCCUUUAGAUAUCUUUCGUCCUUUUGUGGGAUAUAAAGAAGUACGACUUGUGAGCAAAGAAUCUCGACAUCGUGGUGGAGAUCCUAUUAUCCUUUGUUUUGUUGAUUUUUCGAAUCCCGCCUGUGCAGCAACUGCAAUGAGUGCCUUGCAAGGCAGAAAAUAUGUAUGCUAGAUUUUCCUCCGAAAGGAAUGCUAUCAGUUAUAAAAUGGAUGAACAUGAUCCUGAUUCUAACUACUUGAGGCUGCAGUUUUCUCGGUACCCAGGCCCUAGGUCAAGUUCUGGAGCUCGUGGAAGGAGGUGAAUGUCACAUUCUGGAGACAACUACGCUGUCUUCAUAUCCAUGUUUAAGCCAAUUCUUAUGGCUCACAUCUUUUCUAUAUAUGGCAGGGUUUUGAGGAGUGGGCAUUUUAAUUAAAUAGGAUGUUAAAAACCUGCAAUUUAAAUUGCUUGAUCCCACUAACUAUUAGCACUAGAGAUGCACAAAAGUUUAGGAGAGUGAAUAUCAAGCAAUCCUUGAAUUGCUUGCACAUUUCAUGAAGCUGUGUUGUACAAUAACUUCUAGAUGAAAGAGCUCCUUUUUGUGGUAGAGUCAUGGUAGUACUUGCAUUUAAUGUUUCAAAUAUGGGAAUUACCAUUUUUGCACUUUUAAAGCUUGGAUAUUGAUUAGUCUAGGCCAGAGCUAUUCUGUCUUAUAUUCAGCUGAUUAUAUGGCUGUAUGCCAUGUUCAUCACCAUAUAUGGCUUGGUGUAGCUAAUGGAUUUGUAUGAGUAAUGUUUAUUAUUGUGGAAGUUAAUUCUUU
Molecule: messenger RNA, 1521 nt
Organism: Theobroma umbraticum
Lineage: Eukaryota; Viridiplantae; Streptophyta; Magnoliopsida; Malvales; Malvaceae
Product: RNA-binding protein 2-like
Molecular function (GO): RNA binding
Source: RefSeq, a predicted model, not a curated record